ACAGUGCAAACCCGAACAUACCGACAACCGGAAGCGCCAUGACGGCGUUACACCGGAGAAACGCACACUCGCCAUACGCCGACAGGAAUGCGGCUGUCAGUUGGCAGGUCGGUGAAUCGUGCCGUCCCGUUCGCGCAUCGCGAUGUGUUUCCGCAACUAACGCCAUAGUUAGCGAUCUUCUUUUGUCCGUGACCAUUUUGAUCACACAUCGUAAGCAAGAUCUUUCUUAGAUCCAUCAGAUAGCCCGUGCAUAUACAACUGCAUUGUUUGUAUAUCCAAACAUCUGGAGGACCGCACAGGAUCUGUUGCCUAUCGUCGUGUGGAAAUAUAAGCCCGUUGUCGCCGCUUUCGGAACACUGCCGCGGUGUAACACACACACACCCCUGAGCGAACGGAGGAACGUCGUCGUUCAUUGCAUUUGUUUUUCUUGCUUUAUUGCGUAAAUCGCACCACCACCCCCCACCCAACCAAUCAAAAUGACUGAAAUGGAGGACACUCACUUCGAAACCGCCGAUUCCGGCGCAUCCCAGACGUUCCCGAUGCAGUGUUCCGCGCUGCGUAAAAAUGGUCACGUAAUGUUGAAGGGACGGCCCUGCAAGAUCGUUGAAAUGUCUACUUCCAAGACCGGCAAGCACGGUCACGCUAAAGUCCAUAUGGUCGGAAUCGACAUCUUCACGGGCAAGAAGUAUGAAGAUAUUUGCCCGUCAACACACAACAUGGACGUCCCUAAUGUCAAGCGCGAGGACUAUCAGCUGACAGAUAUUGACGAUGGCUUCCUCGUGCUAAUGAGCGACAACGGCGACCUGCGUGAAGAUCUGAAGAUCCCGGAAGGUGAAUUGGGCACCCAGCUGCGUGCGGAAUUCGAUUCCGGCAAAGAGAUUGUCUGCACCGUCUUGAAAUCAUGUGGCGAAGAAACUGUGAUUGCCAUUAAAAACAACACCUCAGGUGAUAAAAACUAAUACUUCGUUGCCUAUCAAGAAUACUAUCGACGCAAGCGAGGAGGAGGAGAAUCACAAAAGGAAAAUAAUCAACAGCAGCAGCAGCAGCAGCCAGUGUGACAAAACAGUAAUUGGCGGCAGCAGCAGAAGCAGCAAUCAGCAGCAGCAGCAGCAACCAUCAGCAGCAGCAGGAGAUACAUUUUACAGCAGCACAUACUACUACCACCAUUACUUCUACAGCAACCACUCCUCUUGCCACACAGCAAGAACAACAAAAUUCUCCAACAACCAGCAGCUAGAAUAUUAAAGCAACAAAAGCAAAAGGAAAGGAAAAGAAAACACAUUAUAGCAUACCACACACAUCUCUGAGAGGGUUAAUAAUAAUAAUAAAAGUAAAAGAAACGAAAGUAACAGCAACAGUAGAAGAAGCAAGGAAGGCAGAAAUUGUGAAACAGUGAAACAAUGCGGUAACAACAACACACAAACGAACACACAUAUAUGCAUUAUGAUGAUGAUGGCACAACAACCUAUCGCAACACGUGCUGCACACCACCGUUGAAAAAUAUAACAUCAAUCUACAAAUGGGGAGAGAAAAAAACCAUUCUAAACGCGAAGCAUUAUUUCAUUGCAAGGUGCACGAAAAUCACACGCGAUUAUAUAAAGUCGAGAAAGUAAGGAUUAUCGAACGAGGGGAUCGUUGCUCUCUCUCUCUACCACGUAGAGGACAAUGGCGAAUGGAAAGCACGCACGCACGCCGCCCAUCCAACUCCCUGCUCCUUGAAGAGUUUGCUUGUUCGAGAUAGCUUCGGUGUAAUUGGGGUGGUGCAACACGAUAAUCGAUAAUACCAUCGAUGCAGUUUUUAUUUCACCUUCACACACACACACACACACACACACACCGGGAGAGUGUAUGUAGUUUAGAAAGAACGUGGAAGAAACCUCCCGUCUUAUGGUGGUGAUGAGGUGGAUGGAGAACGCGAGAAAAGAUUAAAAGCACAGUGCAGCUGGUACACACCCGAACCUGUGCAAAAGACUGGAUCGUGUUGUUACCUUGUCGUUCGUGUUGAACGCGAAACGUCUCACGAUCAUCAUCAUCUUCCCGCGCUUGACCAACCGGGAAAGCAACCACGUGCGACGACAACACAGUUAGUAAGGGAUGGUUUGGUUGGAAGUUGUGUAAUUACACAAACCCGAAAGAUCGACAAAGGUAGUAAAGUGUGAGAGAGCUCUUCUUUUCUGCUAAUACAUAAAGAUUUUGUUUUCUAAUUUCUCUCUCUUUUUUUUGUUGUGGGAAAAUUAUUAUUUAAAACGGAUAAUCGUUCCGUUUUGCAGUGAAAAGGAGAGUUUAUUAACGUAUUCUAUGUGGCAACAAACAAUCAUUUACUCUACAAGGUGAUCAUCGACACACACGCACGCACUAAUGAGCUGCUCGAGUUCCUCCGAGUUGCAUCCUCAUUGAUGCAUGACCUAAUAAUGACACCGAGUGGAAAACAAUGGUGGGGGGAGGUGCAUGGUAUGUGCGAGUGGGUGUGUUUAAUGAUCACACCAGUAGUGUAGAUCAUGCAAACGCGAGUAGCAUCAAAUUCAGCGAUCACUUAUAACACAGAAAGAAGGAAUUACACAGUAAAAGUAGGCGGUAUGUUGGGGGUAGAGCAGAAGAAAGAAAAGUCCGCAAUUACGCGAAGAGCUAUCGUUCACUACUUACAUCCGCGCGCAACAACAGCAGAAGAACGCAAGAAUGCUAGAUUAACUUUUUGCUAACGUUACUCGGCGAAUGCUCUUGUUUGUUGAAAAAGCCGUGAUGGAAAUGGAAAUAAAAACAACAUAUAACGAAUGAAACAAAAUCUUUCGAAAUACACCCCAAUUUGGUGGAUUGUAUCGUGCAUGUGUGUGUGCGUGUGAAAAAUGGGGAAAAUAUGCUCCACGGCCACGAAGUCUGUAAAACCCCUUUGGCUUUGGAGAGAGCGUGUCAAACUAGCGGGAAAAAUGACUGACGGUCAUUGGGAAAAAUAAUUUUCCGAGGGCGGGAAAAAGAUGCAUCACAAAAGUUCAUAAAAUCGUAAAUCGAGAUCGAACGAAAUCAUGCGUGUGUGUCCUGCCGGGUAGGAAAGCUCUAGGUUUUUUUUUCCUCUAUUCACGGUACGCGGUACGCGAAAUGAUGCAAUUUUGAAUGCAGUUCGCGCAUUGCAACAAGAAAAACCCGACCUCCUUCCCCCAUUCCCUUCACUUAAACAAAAAUGGGCUUAAUGUUUGAUGCUAAAUACGGUCUCCCGCUCAGUUUUAGCUUUCACGUACGUAAUUCCUCGUUCGGGAAGGGAAAACUGCAAGCUUAAUGAUAAUUUUCAUUAGGAUGUGCGAGAAAAGUUUGAAAACGAAAAAAAUGGAAAGAAACACGUGAAGAAGCAAGGUUGGGAAACGUUUGUUAGACUUUAAGUUAAGUUAGAAGCAAAUUGAAAGAAAAUCAAAACGAUGUUUGUUGCGUUGAGAGGACGAACGCUUUUUUUUUGCAUCGAAUAAUACAGUUUUCCGUUCCAGUUUUCCUUUGUUUUGUGUGUGUGUGUGUUUGUUCGUUGCACACACACAGACACACUGCGUAAUGCAAUCUUGAAUUAUCUUAUAUUAAAACUUUAGUAUUUUCUUUCAAAAGAUGCAAAACGAGACUAUCCUCCUCUCCUGCUCCAAAACAUUAAAGUGGUGUUGCAAGAAUUGGGAAGCAAGGUGUAAGUGUGAGGAGAAAAUGCAAACACAAAACAGAAUGAAUCAAAGAUUAUUAUUAACAUAAAAGCAAAAUAAAACAACACACCAUAAAUAGGAUAAAAUAAUACAAUUGCAAAACAAAACAGAAAACAAAAGAUAUAACAAACAAAAACAAAACACAAGGAAACAAACCUGAUCGUGCUAGGAAGAAACUAAAUGAACGCAAAGCAAAGUUGAUGCGGUGCUGCAUUGGAGGGAAAUUGUAAAAAUUCCCUCUGAUAUGGGGUGGGGAUUAGGUAAAAAAAAAAACAAAAAAAAACGGUGAAACAAUACGAAACAAAGAAGUAGCUGCCUACUACGACACGACGAAUUGGAAUGUGCGAGAUAUAGAUAGGGUGAGCAAUUAUGAAUACACAUAAGCGACGGAAAAUCGAUCGCAGCAGGCCACAGCCCCAAAUAAGGAUGAAAAGCAGAUGAAAACAUGAUGGGAAACAAUAAAACAAACUAACAAAAUAUGGAGAAAAAAAAAAACAAAACAAAACAAAAACCCCGACGAUAGAGAGAUUCGUGUGCCGCGACAAGACUAUAGGAAAGUGAAUAUAUAAAAUGCUAAAAAAUAUAUAUGUAUAUGGUAUAAAACGAAUAGAAUGAAACAGGUAGAUAUGUGUGUGUGUGUGGGGUAGAAGUGUAACCAGAUUUCCGUUUUUUUAAACCUCCCCAUUACAUUACGGAUCUUCAUCGUUUUGCACAUUUUCUACUUAUCAUUGUAAUAACCCAUACAAGCGAAAUAGUAACAAGAGCGAGAAAAGAA
Messenger RNA from Anopheles stephensi (Asian malaria mosquito), 4446 nucleotides. It is a transcript of the gene eEF5, whose product is annotated as eukaryotic translation initiation factor 5A. Bases 477 to 959 code for a protein of 160 amino acids. Gene Ontology annotation, molecular function: translation elongation factor activity; ribosome binding; RNA binding. Gene Ontology annotation, biological process: positive regulation of translational termination; positive regulation of translational elongation. The transcript has 4 exons. NCBI's taxonomy places the organism in Eukaryota, Metazoa, Arthropoda, Insecta, Diptera, Culicidae. The record is from RefSeq and is a predicted model, not a curated record.